AUGCUUUCAAAAGACUUAAAAGAUACAUGUAUCAUAAAUUUGGUACAGAUAUGGACAAAUCUAAAGUACCUACCCUCUUCAACUUAUGAUGCGUACUACAACGGGGUGUGUAAAUCUAAUAGAAUCGGAGAAUGGUUUACUGAGAAUAAAAUGAAUUCUAAAGAACUAAAGAAAAACUUUUGGAGAUUUAUUGCACUAUUCUUGAGGAUUCAACACGAGCUGUACGAUGAAGGCAAGUUAUCGUUCAACGCUUUCCCGAUAUAUUCACAUGGAUUAAAAUUUAUAACAUACGAUUCAAGAUGUAUUCAUGAAUUCUUAAGAAGAGUUGAUCCAAAUAACACACCUUCUACUUGGCCUGUGUUUUCUGAGAACACUACCAUGUACUGGAACCGACAUUUCACAUUACCCCGUAAGUUUGGGUAUAGUUUAUCCACAGAUGGAGUGAGUGUGUGUCUAUCUAUGAAUCGCAUUGUACAAAAGGGUCAAAAAUUAAAAUCAAAGAAGGCUAAAAAGUGCGAAGAAUCACUAGAGAACACUGCCUUUGGUAGUAAACGAAACUAUUCAAAAGUCAUAGCAGUGGAUCCUGGAGCCAAAACACCGAUAGUUACAUGUGCUCGUAAUGGAGAUGAUUUCUCGUACAAGGUCUUGAAAUAG
Molecule: messenger RNA, 654 nt
Organism: Pieris macdunnoughi
Lineage: Eukaryota; Metazoa; Arthropoda; Insecta; Lepidoptera; Pieridae
Source: the annotation of a GenBank genome assembly